AAAGUGCCUUUGCGUGCCUCGCGACCUCGCCACUUCAUCUUUUGGACCUUUGGACCAAGGAUUUAUCGCCGACCUUGAUACUUAGACUUCUGCUCUUUGAUCUUGCUAUAAAACCUUGUCAUCGAAGACAUUUUUACUACAAGUGGACUCGCCGACUGGACUGCAUUGUCAGCGCAAUGGCAGAAGCACAGCCGAAUGUUCAGGCGAUCCUGGCCGCUCUAGCAGGUAUGAGUUUUGACCAUGUUUUCUUUUUCUUUUUUUUCGAGCGCGGCCUUUUCUGAUAGCCUUAUGAAUCAAAUCUGACCAUGCCUUCGUACUACAGCGGCGCAAACUGGAACUCCCACUCCUUCUCAAGGUCAAACACCAUAUGCCAUGCCGGGUUACCAACAAGGACCACCUCCUAAUGCGUAUGCGACACUGCCACCCACCACUCAGCCUUCACCGUAUACAACUGGGGCGUAUCCUCCCGUACAACAGUCCUCAGCACCCGGAGGCUUUGAUUUAAGUGCCAUUAGACCGAUUACGUCGGGUACUGUCAAUCUUGGUGACGCGAUUGCCAAAGCUAAAAAUUAUGCAACUGAACAGGGCUUGACCCCUUAUGAACGACCGGCUACUGGUGCUUAUCAGGGACAUGAUGUUCGUACUGUGGAUGCCAGACACUAUAGAUCGAGAUCUCGUUCUCCGCCUACGCGUCGUGACAAUUUUCGUGAUAACGUCAACCCAUACCGGGAUGAACGACGUAAUGAUCGUGGUGGUGCUCCUACUCGUGAUUACGGUCGCGGUCGUGAUCGUUCUCUAUCGCCCGGCCCUAGUCGUGGUCGCGUAUCUAGCGGCGGUCUGUUCUCGCCCAGAGAUGAUGAUGAUUCAGAAGUAAUCAGCAUCGAGUCGAGCCUAGUGGGCCUCAUCAUCGGAAGACAAGGAGAGAACCUCCGUCGAGUUGAGUCGGAAACAUCAUGCAGAGUGCAAUUUUUGUCGCCCACUGGUGAACCUGGCCCGUACCGUCAGUGUAAGAUCACCGGUCCUCGUGCUAAACGUGCGGAAGCCAAGGCGUCAAUCAAUAGAAUCAUUGAAGAUAGUGGCAUGGGUGCCCUUGCAAGAGCCGGUCUUGAUAAGCCUCAACAUGCUCGUCGCGAUAACACUACCCCUGGCCCUGCUACAUUGAGAGAUGGUGAAGACUGCAUGCAGAUUAUGGUCCCAGACCGCACGGUUGGACUCAUUAUCGGCCGUGGUGGUGAGACUAUUAGGGAUUUGCAAGAGCGAAGUGGCUGUCACAUUAACAUUGUCGGCGAGGACCAGAGUGUAGAUGGCCUGCGCCCUGUGAACCUCAUUGGCCCCCCUAAUGCUGCUAGCCAAGCCAAGGAACUGAUUCUCGAGAUUGUUGCAAGUGAUAGCCGCAAUGUCAACAACAAUAACACCAGCAACACCAGCAAUGAUGUUAAUAAGGGACGCCCCCAGAGAACUGACCAAGUUCGUGAUAACAGUCAAGGUGCUGGUGACAAGAUCAAUGAUUCUAUCUUCGUACCUGGUGAUGCUGUUGGUAUGAUCAUAGGCAGGGGUGGCGAGACUAUUCGAGAGAUGCAGAACACCACCGGAUGUAAGAUUAACGUUACCGCAUCUGUUCCUGGUCAAUCAGAGCGUGAGAUCGGCCUAAUUGGAUCUCACGACGCCAUCAACCGAGCCAAGCGUGCUAUUGAAGACAAAGUUGACGCAGUACGCCAGAAGAAUAACGGUGGCAACCAAAGUCGCCCUCCUCGCAACCAACACCGCCGAGAUUGGGAUAAUCCUAACCCUAGUCCCAAUCCCAACCCCAACUACGGUCAGCAGCAACAGAGCAACCAGGCGGCUGAGCCUGCAGGUGCCAACCCCGCCAGCGACCCAUAUGCUGCUUACGGUGGAUACCAGCAAUACCUGGCGCUCUGGUACCAAGCUUAUGCCCAACAACAACCUGGUAGCCAGCCCCAGGGUGAAGCCCCUCCUCCCCCAGGGGCCUAAACGCCGAUUUUCUUCUCGCUCUCUUAUUGCGAAGAUUUUUAUUUUGAUCAGAUCGGCCUAUCACGU
Messenger RNA from Daldinia vernicosa, 2058 nucleotides. RefSeq names its product eukaryotic type KH-domain (KH-domain type I). Gene Ontology annotation, cellular component: cytoplasm; nucleus. Gene Ontology annotation, biological process: regulation of gene expression. Lineage: Eukaryota; Fungi; Ascomycota; Sordariomycetes; Xylariales; Hypoxylaceae. The transcript has 3 exons. The record is from RefSeq and is a predicted model, not a curated record. Gene Ontology annotation, molecular function: mRNA binding. Bases 373 to 1992 code for a protein of 539 amino acids.